CAAUCCGCUAGUCCUUGUAAUUCAUCGACUGUAUCCUUACCUAUGUAUAAAAUGCUGGAUAUUCUUCCUUUGCCAUCUACGACCGCAUUCCACAGUUCGAAAUCCUCUCCUCGCAAUGAAUUCCAGAACAGUUGACAUCACUCAAUUUGAAACCCGAAAUCUUCGACGCGAUACAAAUUUCUUCCAGCAGCUCGUUGCCUCUCCAGAAACCCUCAUUUCUUUGGCGCCUGCUCUCACCAAUGAUAGCCCAGAAAAUCUUUGUCGUCAUGGUAGCAGUUUGUUGGAACAAAAUCACAAUUCCAAAGACUUUUGUGCCACAACUAUGGAAGGAAACACGCUCUGUCCUUCAACGUCUAUGACAGCUCAAUCACUGUACCCGCCUUCGAAGCGCUGGGAUUGGAUCAAUGAUCACCAAAUCAUUGACAUCGAACAGGUUUUCUUGUCGGACGGCGCAAUUUGUGACGUUUAUCUGACGACGGCCAACAUCGGUGAUCGGCAAAUCAAGUAUAUUUGCAAGACUUGGCGCAUCCUGCAGAAUUGGGAUGGGGCGUUGUACUCGGAGCUUGCGUUGUACAAGAAACACAUGAAAAACCUCCAAGGCAACACCGUACCGUCAAUAAUUACAGUUCUCACAGGACCUACCACGCUCAGCGUGGCAAUGGAACCUCCCCAUAACUCUUUCUGGAUCGAAGCCAGUAUUGACAUGCCAUUGAUACUCAAAGAUCGUUGCGUUGAAGCAUUUCAGAAACUGCAUGAAUGUGGAGUUCUACACGGAGACGUAGAGCUUCGACAUAUGCUCAUUGGUGGCGACGGGAAGGUGACCAUCAUCGAUUUCCAAGAGAGUCGGGCUCUGGAAGCAAUAGAAGCAGUCCAUCUCAAACCUGCUACCCCCGCAGAACUGAGGAGGGAAAUGAGAAAGGUCAAGGUUAAGCUUGACUAUCCAGGAUGCAGAGAUUUGGAGUAUGGCAGGCUCCAGCGUUAUCACAGACGUCUACAAUCGUACAACGGGGAACGACAAGAGGAGGUGGAGGAGGGGGAUGACAGGGAAGAUGAUCUUCAGAAUCCUCCAAUUACAGAUAUUAGGGAGUGGGAAGACUGGGUCAAGACACCUUCAUUACCUCGACGGUUUGUGAUACCGGGGCAGACGCCUGCCAGAGUUUUCGAGGCUGUACAACACUUUCUAGGUAUCGUCGAUCCACUAGAGCCAAGGCGACACGAUAUGCAAGCACAUGAACUCACUCUCAAACGCAAUUCUUCUUCGAAACGUAGUAUUGAGAACGAAGAAAGCUCGGAACUAGCAUCGCCUCCCAAGCGUGUGCGUUAUCACGAGCCUGGUCUGCUAUCCAGUGGCGCAGACGAUCACCCCAGCUGUAUCAACGGCGUUGAAAAUUCACGUUCUCGAAAGCGUACUGUCUUAGAUGAAUUCGGCGACGCAGGCCCUCGCCGGAAACGUAUUCGUCUGGACGGUUAUUCAGAUCUCCUUCGACACCGAUCGGCUUUUAACUCGAACGCACCCGACAUCCCGCGUAGUUCAUUUCCUCCUCCUCAGGUCUACAUACCUGACCAUGCGACGACUCAACUUUCAACCCACUUUAACGUGCUAGAGCGUCAACCUAAACGUUCUUCCCCAACUUCGGAUGUGAUUUCCAUGCAUAAUCUAGCAUUAUGCGCUGUUGAGAAACUCCCCCAUCCUACGUUGGUGCAACUCUUUCCUAACCAUCCUCGUUGGCAAGAGCCGGAUGUCCGCCUCUACCUUAAUGAGCGUCUGCUUAAACGGCAAGAAUUGACCGGUAAAGCUAGGGCGUUUCCCAACAAGAUAUUUUUCUCCCCGGGCGCUGCGCAGUCGCGGGGUAAUCUAAGGCGCGCCCUGACGGAUAUCCGCAAGCGCAUCGGCUAUCCAGCUACCAUCCCCGUCGUGGAGUCAUUGUCCGAUGCCGACGCCGAUACCGAAUCUGAUACAAGUACAUUCUGUGGUGCUAGGGUGCGGUUCUCCUGUGGCGACCUCAUCCGAGAAUCUGGAACACUCAAUGACCACGAUAAAACGAUUCAUAUCUCUCGUCCACAGUCACGAACGGAUAUCCUACGGUGGCAUCGUCACCCAGUAUUUGGAUGGUUAAGAGAGUUCCUGAAUCUGUGGUAGACCUUUCGAUCUCCUUUUACAUAGUUAGUCUACUUUGGUGUAGUAUUAUUACCUUGCGUUCAAUUUGAAUGUCGGCUUGUCACAUGUUA
Marasmius oreades (fairy-ring Marasmius) is the source of this 2229-nucleotide messenger RNA. RefSeq lists its product as uncharacterized. NCBI's taxonomy places the organism in Eukaryota, Fungi, Basidiomycota, Agaricomycetes, Agaricales, Marasmiaceae. The record is from RefSeq and is a predicted model, not a curated record. The coding region runs from base 116 to 2140 and encodes 674 amino acids. The transcript is spliced from 3 exons.